CGUCGUUUCAUCAUCUGGAUAACUAUGCUGAAGCUCCAUGUGUGCCGCUUCCGCAUGUUCGGGAAUGGCAAUGUGAUACCCAAGCAUCCUUGAAACUUCAAGGAUCACAUUAUUAUAUUACCCAGACCCUUGGGAACUCGUUCACGUUCUGGAGCUAAGGGAAUUUUUCAUACUCCCGUCGUUGAGUCGAUAAUGGAGUGCGUAUGUACAUAUUUCCUCUGGAUCAUGUCAGAGAGUCCCCCCGAAGUGAUCGACGAGCCAACGGAGGGAACCCUCGUGUGCAAACUUCCCUCGGAGUUCAGUCACCCCCGGCUGCGAGCGGCGAGCAUGGACGCCGAUGCACCGCAAACCAUGCGACACCAUGACAUUUCACCACCAUCAUCAUAUGGGGCCAAAGUGCCG
Cantharellus anzutake is the source of this 402-nucleotide messenger RNA. RefSeq lists its product as uncharacterized. The record is from RefSeq and is a predicted model, not a curated record. The coding region runs from base 204 to 365 and encodes 53 amino acids. The transcript has a single exon. Lineage: Eukaryota; Fungi; Basidiomycota; Agaricomycetes; Cantharellales; Hydnaceae.